Molecule: messenger RNA, 7421 nt
Organism: Sebastes umbrosus (honeycomb rockfish)
Lineage: Eukaryota; Metazoa; Chordata; Actinopteri; Perciformes; Sebastidae
Product: 1-phosphatidylinositol 4,5-bisphosphate phosphodiesterase beta-4-like
Exons: 40
Coding region: 801-4526 (1241 amino acids)
Biological process (GO): lipid metabolic process; phosphatidylinositol-mediated signaling
Molecular function (GO): calcium ion binding; phosphatidylinositol-4,5-bisphosphate phospholipase C activity
Source: RefSeq, a predicted model, not a curated record
UGGCUCUUUUGAUAGUAAAGGUUGCUGACCCCUGGCCUAAACAGACUGGUAAUCUAUAUUUCAUAAAAAAAAAAAAAAAAAACUUCUAGCUACUACAUCAUCACUACAAUAAAACCAUCCAAUACGAGGUGAUGCCAUAAAUGAAAAUAAAGUGCAAUGAAGUCACUAUAAUGAGUGAGUCACACACACACACACACACACACACACACACACACACAGUAGCCUGCUGUAUAUUAAAAACAGAGGAGCAUGAUUACAAAGGGAGGAGGAGUGAGGCAGUGUUUGUCUAGAGAUCAACGCAUGGCUGCUACAGUAGUCAGCUGUUAGAGAGAGAGAGAGAGAGAGAGAGAGAAGCAAAGGGAGGAGCUGAGGGUCUGGUUCUGCUGGAUGACUCACUCUCUCUGCCAACCCAAAGGCAUCCUCCAUUCACUCAGUUGAUUCUCCACUGGAGGGCGAGUGGUACAAGAAGCACCGGGACACUCCGGCAGCAGCGGGGACACGGAGACGGAGACGGAGAGCAAGACAGACGGAGGAAGAGAGACGGGAUAGAGAAGGAGCAGCAGCUGGAAGACAACACAGAAGAGACACAGACAGACAGAGAGAGGAAAAUCCCAACCAGGACUCUGCAAACCAUCGGAUUAAACCCGUCCCUGUCUCCAACACCGACAUCACGCCAAGACAUGAGCUUCUCCCGCUGAAAGUUAUUGAUGCUGAACUGAGUGGUCCAGUGCUGUCCUCCAGUGUUUCCCCUCCCCUCAAUUUUUCUGUCCCUCUGUCCGUCACCCGGUUUGUGAGCAGCCAUGACGAAGUCCUACGAGUUCAACUGGCAGAAGCACCUGCCCGAGUUCAUGCAGGAAGGCGCCUCCUUCGACAGGUUUGAUGAGGACCCGUACAUCUUUGAGCCAAACUGUCAGAUGACGGUGGACGAGUAUGGCUUUUUCAUCUGCUGGAAGAGUGAGGGAAAGGAAGGCCAGGUUCUCGAGUGUUCCCUCAUCAACAGUAUUCGUGUCGGUGCCGUCCCGAAGGAACCCAAGAUCUUGGCAUCAUUCGAGGCCCUUGGAAAGACGGAGGCAGACUUGGAGGGCUGCAUCAUCUGCAUCUGCAGCGGCACAGACCUGGUCAACCUUAACUUCAUGUUCAUGGUGGCGGAGAGCCCCGACACAGCCAGGAAGUGGAUCGAGGGUUUGAGGUCAGUGAUUCACAACUUCAAGGCCAACAACGUCUGUCCAAUGACCUGCCUCAAGAAACAUUGGAUGAGAAUGUGCUUCCAGACCAAUGUGAAUGGGAAGAUUCCUGUGAGAGGCAUUACUCGAACAUUUGCAUCAGGAAAGACCGAGAAGGGGAUCUUUCAGGCUCUGAAGGAUCUUGGCCUUCCCAGUGGAAAGAAUGAUGAGAUCGAACCAUCAGAUUUCACCUAUGACAUUUUCUACGCGCUCACACAGAAGAUCUGCCCUCGCACAGACAUAGAGGAACUCUUCAAAAACAUCAAUGGGAACAAAACUGAUUAUUUAACUGUAGAGCAGUUAGUCAGCUUUCUGAAUGAAAACCAGCGUGACCCUAGGUUAAAUGAGAUCCUGUUCCCGUUCUACGACCCCAAGAGAGCCAUGCAGAUCAUCGAGAAAUAUGAGCGAGAUGAUGAGCUGAAGAAGAAAGGUCAAAUGUCCAGUGAUGGGUUCUGCCGGUACCUGAUGUCAGACGAAAAUGCUCCAGUUUUCUUGGACCGGCUGGAGCUUUACCAGGAAAUGGAACAGCCGCUGGCCCACUACUUCAUCAGCUCCUCCCACAACACCUACCUGACAGGGCGACAGUUUGGAGGGAAGUCUUCAGUAGAGAUGUACCGCCAGGUCCUGCUGUCUGGGUGCAGAUGUGUGGAGCUGGACUGCUGGGAUGGGAAAGGAGAGGACCAGGAGCCCAUUAUCACUCAUGGCAAGGCCAUGUGCACAGACAUCCUGUUCAAGGAUGUUAUCCAAGCCAUCAAGGAGACAGCCUUUGUGACCUCAGACUACCCUGUUAUUUUGUCCUUCGAAAACCAUUGCAGUAAACCACAGCAGUACAAGAUGGCCAAGUAUUGUGAGGAGACCUUCGGUGAGUUCCUCCUCAAACAGCCUCUGGAAAACUACCCGAUUGAAUCUGGGCGUCCCUUACCCUCUCCAAAUGAUCUCAAACGUAAAAUCCUCAUCAAAAACAAACGCUUGAAACCUGAAGUUGAACAGAAACAACUAGAGGCCUUUAAAAAACACAUGGAGGCAGGAGAGACCAACACCCCUGCCAUCAUUAUGGGAGAGGAGAUUGAAGAGGAAAUAGAGAACGGAGAAAAGGAGGUGGAGGAUAAGGUUUUGAAUUCAGAAACCCCCAGCAUUCUGUCAGAGGCAUCCACUGAGAAAGAGACCAAUAGUGUUUCCCAGAGUAACGCUGUCAGCUCGACGAAAGUGGAAGAACGCAGCAACAGUAUCAAGAAGGUGCCUGACGAUGAUGUGACAGAGGUGUCUGAAGUCACGGAAGCAACAGACGCCACAGAUAUCUCAGAAGCAUCUGACCAAGACAAUAACAAGAAGGCUGGGGAAGAGCCAGAGGACUCUGAAGAGGCUCUGAUAGCUCAGUACACCUAUGUAGGAGCCACCACUAACAUCCACCCAUGGCUCUCAGCCAUGGUCAACUACGCACAGCCCGUCAAGUUCCAGAGUUUCGAUGUGGCAGAGGAAAGGAACAUCCACCAUAACAUGUCAUCUUUUAACGAGUCUGUCGGUCUAGGCUAUCUGAAGACCAAUGCCAUAGAGUUCGUCAACUACAACAAGCGUCAGAUGAGCCGUAUCUACCCCAAAGGAGGCCGGGUGGACUCCAGUAAUUACAUGCCUCAGAUCUUCUGGAACGCAGGCUGCCAGAUGGUCUCACUCAACUUCCAGACCCCAGAUCUGGCCAUGCAGUUGAACCAGGGAAAGUAUGAGUACAACGGCUCCUGCGGAUACCUGCUGAAGCCUGACUUCAUGCGGCGGUCAGACAGGAUGUUUGACCCUUUUUCAGAGACGCCGGUGGAUGGAGUCAUCGCUGCAACCUGCAGCGUACAGGUGUUCUCUGGACAGUUCCUGUCAGACAAGAAAAUCGGCACGUAUGUUGAGGUCGACAUGUACGGGCUGCCGACGGACACCAUCCGGAAAGAGUUCCGCACGCGUAUGGUGAUGAACAACGGACUGAACCCAGCCUACAACGAAGAGCCCUUCGUCUUCAGAAAGGUGAUCUUACCAGAUCUGGCAGUACUGCGCAUCGCCGUCUACGACGACAACAACAAGCUGAUUGGCCAGCGCAUCCUGCCUCUGGACGGCCUGCAGGCUGGCUACCGUCACAUCUCGCUGAGGAACGAGGGCAACAAGCCCCUGUCGUUGCCCACCAUCUUCUGCCAAAUCAUCCUCAAGACCUACGUGCCCGACGGCUUCGGAGCCAUUGUGGAUGCCCUAUCGGACCCAAAGAAGUUCUUGACCAUAGCAGAAAAAAGAGCAGACCAGAUGAAGGCAUUGGGGAUUGACACGAACGACAUAGCAGACGUUCCCAGUGGAAGCUCAAAGAACGACAAGAAGGGAAAGGGUAAAGGAGACACUGUGAAGGCCAAUGUGACACCGCAGGCCAGCUCAGACAUGGCCCAGACCUCCAACUCCGCCCAAAAUAACAGCGCAGAAACCAAGAAGGAUACUGUACUCUUGCCUAAUGUCAGCAUUGAAGACUUAAAACUAAUGAAGACGUACCUUAAAUUGCUUAAAAAGCAACAGAAGGAGCUCAACACUUUAAAGAAGAAACAGUCGAAGGAUCAAAAUACAAUGCAGAAAGCCCACUGCACCCAGGUGGACAAGCUGGUGUCUCAGCAUGAUAAGGAGAAGAUGACCCUGGAGAAACUACUAGAGAAAGCCAUCAAGAAAAGAGGGGAAAACAACUGCCAAGAGCUGAAGAAGGAGACAGAGGAUAAGAUCCAAACACAAAUCGCUGAUCACAAAGUUAAGGUAAAGGACAUCACGGCACAGCACACUAAAGAGUGGUCAGAGUUGAUCAGUAGUCAUAGCAGCGAGGAGCAGGAGAUGAAGGACAGCCACGUCACACAGCAGUGCGAACACCUCAAGAAACUCCUGACCACUGUCCAGGAGCAGCAGACCAUGCAGCUCAAACUCAUCCAUGAACGGUCGAGCAAAGAGAUGCGUGCCAACCAGGCCAAGAUGUCUAUGGAAAACAGUAAAGCCAUCAGCCAGGACAAGUCCAUCAAAAACAAAGCAGAGAGAGAGAGGAGAGUGCGAGAGUUAAACAGCAGCAACACCAAGAAGUUCCUAGAUGAGAGGAAAAGGCUGGCCAUGAAGCAUCAGAAGGAGAUGGAGCAGCUACAGAAAAACCAGAGAGAACAGUUGGACAAACUGGAGAAGUUCAAUGAGCAGCUUUUGAAAUCACACCAUGCAAACAAACAGGUUCAAGGCCAAGGACAUGCAGCAGAUGGUGAAGUUGGAGGAGGAGAUGGACCGCAGACCUGCCACGGUGGUGUGAGCGACUGAGACCGAGACACAAGCACACACACACAAGUACGCUCAUACACACACACAUGCAGGUGCAGAAACACUCCACCGCGAUAGCCCUCUACAACCUAGAGACAUUAACCCUGCCUACAUCACCGUCUCUGUACUUUUCUGUCAUGUUCACACACAAACACACAGUAGCCCCCCCCCACCACUCAGUUUCUGCACCCUUAACCCCACCCACUAACUUUAUACCACUGAGCCACUGGUGCUUAUCACUGUUUGACAGGGGGUUUAACCACUUUUCGAGAGAGGAAAUGUUACCUCGGAGACAAAGCAACACAGAAUCAAACGUAUCCCCUUCUCCACUGUACGUAGAUCUAAAUUUUGUAUCACCUUCAAUGUUCUCUGCAUCCUAUGGGCAACACAAGCUGCAGCUAUUGGUGGACACACACACACACACAACACACGCACAAACACAUUCACUCACGGGAGGUGGAUAUCCAUUCCCUUUUUGACUUUUUGUUAAUUUCUCUCUUUAAAAAAUGGGUACCCGAUUAAACCGCUCCAGAAACAGCGUGGAAGAGGGGAGAAGAAUAUGUAUAAGAUUUAAUGUCAUUUCAGCACAAACGAAUAAACUUUGUGAAAUACACUGUAUGCUACACACCAGUCCUGUCCUGAGCACUUUGUAUGUGAUAGGCCAUCAUAACAAUAUGGAAAUGUAGCAGUGCACUACUGUAGGUUCUGUAAUUUCAGUAAGAAUGUAUUUAAAAAAAAAAAGAAAACACUGUAUGAAGGAGUGGCAAACCCCCUGUGUCACCUAUACCAACAAUGCAAGUUGUGUGACUUCACAAAGAUGUAUAACUUGACUUUUUUUGUGUUCAACAAUGUUACAGCCGACUGUAAAAAGGCUUAUUAUCUUGCUGAGUCAGAAGACUAUAAAGGGAUCACAAUGAAUAGAUGUUCACUUUGAUGAUGUACGAUUUCCCGGUCAAAUUUUUGUUUUAAUUUCUAGGAAAUACCCAAGAGAUUGUGUAACUGCUGUGCUAAACCUUUACUUGAAAACAACGUGAUAGUCAUUUUUUUUACAAUUGUGCUCAAUCGUUACAAGUUUACACCUGCAAAACUCAUUUUAUACUCCUAAUUUGGGGUUCAAAAUCAUGUAUACUAUGCAAAAAACAAACAAACACAUGAUUCCCUCAAAGCUUAAGGUGUACAAAAUACAGAAAAUAAAUCAGGACGGUGACCAAAAUAAGUAAAUGUGGUUGCCUUUUUAGCCUUUAAUGUGGUGAUAAAAUUGUUGAUCGCUACAAAACCAAGGCAGCAAUAUGAGUCGUUACAACACCUAACUGAAAAUACGAUGAUAUAAUAAAAGGGGACAUCUACCAGUAAGUGAAAGGUUAAGAUGGAUUAAAUGGGACUUUGCAUUAAGGAGUUUUGCAGUUGAAAUUCUAGUGAAAUUGUGCCAAAUCUGUAAUACACUGGUAACACAGUGAAUCCAUUCUUGGCAGCACAUUAAUACAUUGUGUUAAUUGACCAGACCAUCACCAUCGGAAAAAGAACUUUGGCAGACAGAAGUCAAAGCCAGCCCGUCUAGUCAGUAUCCCACUCAUUAAAGGCGUUGUUGAAGUGAAGUGCUCCCUUAAUAGCUUCUUGACUGCACGUUAGCAACCUCAGCUUGUAAUCCUCAUCGUUUCCCUGCUCGCCUUCAGUCAGGGGAUAUCAGACUGAAUAAUUAUGACUAAUUUGUAACAAAGCCUGUGACAUGGUUGCCGCACACUUUCCACACCAGGGAUUUCAGACAAGGCCUGUACCCCUCUGUGUCCCAAACAGGUUCCCUCUCACAGGUUCCGUCUCACAGGUUCCCUCUCACAGGUUCCCUCUUAUGGGACUACAAAUGGCUUGAGGAAGCAUUAUUAUCCACAGCCCUAUAGUAACAAAAUGCCACUGACGAGAAAGAAAUGUGACGUGAAGUACUAUUACUGUAUGAAGUAAUCCUGUGGGUACUGUAGUAUUUGUGCACAUAUGAUCAUGCCAGGCGUUCACAUUGCAUGGCAUACCACUAACAAAAAUCAACCAAAAGUCAUAAUGAUGAUGAUAAAAAAAACAAAAAAACAUGGGGAUAAAAGCACCCCGAGGAAUUUUGGCCUUGUUAAUUUUUUUCUGUAUUAUUCUGCUGUAACACACGUAAAGGGUAGACGGGAUUUUCUUGUAUAUACUGGAAUGUAUGUAGUUUAAUUUACUUUUUGACCAAUUGUGUUCUGUCAUACAAGGGCUCAGGGGAUAGAGUGGAUCUGUUGGAUGUUGGGGAAAGACAUUUAUCAACCACUGGGUUUUCUUGUUUGUUCUUUUUAUCUCCGUUUUCCCAGUCUACCCUUACUGCACCACACAACACAGUAUAAAGCUCUCACCACAUAUCUAGUGCAGAGAUAAACGAGUAAAAAGUGCUUUUAAUUCCAUCGCUUUCAAAUGUGCCACUCAAUGUCUGUUAGGAUGGUAAAAUUAUUUUAUGAAUGAUAAAAUGCCAAAAUAAGGGGUUAUUUAUAUGAAGAUAUAUAUAAAUAAAUGAAUAUAUAUAUAUAUUAUAUAUAUUAGAUAUGUGUAGUUUAAGAUUAUUAUGUUUGUUAGAGGCUUUUUUGCACUAGUUGAAUGUUUCUGUUGUGUGAUUACAUGUAACCUUUGGCUCUCUAGUUUGUCAAAAAAGCCGAUUAUUUUUGCAGAGCAAGUCACCGAUUUGAUUUCCUCAGUUUCUACUGUAUCUCCUCUUUGUUUUCUAUUUGAACUGUAGCUUGUCAACAAACCAUUCUGUGCGUGUUUUUGUAUUUAUAUUGUAUUGUUGAACUUAAAGCAAUGAAAAUACUGUUGUUAUCCAGCUCCUUUAAUACUGUUUUAUAGUAUGUGUACCAAUAAAUCCAGGUGUAAAAUGGGACAUAA